Ipomoea nil (Japanese morning glory) is the source of this 1603-nucleotide messenger RNA. Its product is annotated as protein CHUP1, chloroplastic. The record is from RefSeq and is a predicted model, not a curated record. Lineage: Eukaryota; Viridiplantae; Streptophyta; Magnoliopsida; Solanales; Convolvulaceae. The coding region runs from base 88 to 1314 and encodes 408 amino acids. The transcript has 2 exons.
CGCCACUCUCUGCACCAAGAAAUCACCACCCUAAGGCCCCAUUUGAACUCUAAUAAUUCUGAACUCCUGGUUAAGUUGAUUCAUAAAAUGGAGAGCACAAGCUCAAAGAUGGAGGCCAUGAAGCCUGUUCUGCUCAAAGCUGGAAUCCCUCUUGCUGUUACUGUGGCUGGUUUCAUCAUUGCUAGGAUCACACAAAGAAAGGGUUCGUUUUCGCAAGCUUCGUCUUUACAAAGUCACAAAAAUUCUCCAGAAAAUGAACCUGCUGGGACUUGCAGAGAUGAAGGUGGCCUCCCUGGACUUGAUUCAGAAACUUUAUCCUGCCCAGAAUCUGGCAAGAAUACAGGUAAGUUGCAAGAAGAAAUUAUCAGUUCAAAAGGUCAAAUCAAAGAUAGUCAGGGCAGAGAACGAGAGCUGGAAACUCGAUCCGAUUACUAUAAUUUCUUGAAAGAGCAAGAGAACAGGUCUCUGAUGGAGAUAACUAAGAUUGAAAUAUUGGAAAGGGAAAUUUCUGCGUUGCAAGGAGAAAGCCAGAGGUUUGAGAAGAUGGUAGCAGAGUAUCUGAAGAUUAUAGAGUUGCUUGAAUGUUCAAGAUCAGAAAAUGUUUUGCUUCAUAGAAGGGUUAAAAGGCUCCAGAAGAAAACCAAACAUCUUUCUCAUGCUGUUAAUCCAAAAAACCUUCAGCUUAAAGCAAAAGAGGCAGAAAUUUCAAGAAACCAAGCAGAGCUGAGAAACAAGGAUGAUACAAUCAACAAGAUAGAGGAAGACUUUAGACAGGUAAAAAUGGCUCUUGAAAAAUUGCAGCAUGAGAGGGAUGAACUUCUAAGAAAAGCAGAUUCCUAUAAGAACGAUGCAGAAAUGGUGAGUAUGGAUGAUUACAAAGAACUAGUGCACGAGCUCGAGAAACUCCAUGAAAGUAAGGCAGCAGAAGAGAAAGAACUGGUAUACCUAAGGUGGUGCAAUGCCUGCUUGAGGCACGAGCUGACGAGAACGAACCAAGAAGACGAAAACCAGUCGGAGGUGAACAAUAACGGAGAAGACAGUGGAGAAAUUGCAGAUUUUGCAUCGGAUAAUGAACUGAGGAGUUCCUCAGUGGGGCAGCAUGAGUCUUGCUUAGGCUUCCCAAUUGGUGGCCACUCUCAUGAUCAUUCAAAGAGGAAAAAACUGGUUCAAAAAUUCAAGAAAUGGAGUGAGAAGAUGAAGCAUAAAUUGGAUGAGAAAGAGAAGCAUCACACCAACAGCUCUGCAAAUCAUUCAUAUUCUUCCACUGCUGGGGAUUUAAUUCUUCCUGCAAGAAACUCAUUUUCCAGUGCCUAAGAUUUCUGUUUCCUCCAAUUUCUGCAGCAUUUGGGACUAAGAAGAUAGUAAUAAAACUUCUUUAUUUUCAACUAAAUCUGUUUCAUUUAGGAAUUAUGAACUAAAAACACAAUCAACUUUAGACACACAAUAAUUACAUGAAAAAUGCUAAUUUUUUCAAAUACAACUUGACACAAGAUUAAUCAUAAGUAUAUUUGUGUGACAUGAUGAUACUAGAAAACAUUGCUUUACUUUCUUGGAAAAGAAUCUUUCAUCAAGGCAGGAAAGCUAGAAGAUUUUUUGGGGUUAA